Molecule: messenger RNA, 905 nt
Organism: Caenorhabditis angaria
Lineage: Eukaryota; Metazoa; Nematoda; Chromadorea; Rhabditida; Rhabditidae
Source: the annotation of a GenBank genome assembly
AUGGCCGCCAAUUUCUUCUCCGGUACCCAAAUUCGUUUGGAAGAUGGCCGAAUGGUUGAUGCCGGAGAACAUGUUCGUGGCAAGAUUGUAGUUCUGUAUUUCUCUGCGAGUUGGUGUGCUCCAUGCCGAAAAUUCACACCAAUUAUGAAAGAACUCUACAAUCAAAUCAAUCAAACAAAUCAACCAAUCGAGAUUAUUCUUUUAUCUCGUGAUUAUAUGCGUUUUCAACUCGAAGAAUAUCUUGAAAAACACGGUGUUACUUGGGCAGUUUGUCCACUUCGAGAUCCACUUAUUGAAAAAUGUAUGGAUACUUAUGGAGUUGAGAAUUUGCCAGAUUGUCGUGUUGUUAAUGAAUGGGGCGAAAGUAUUGAUAAUGAGGGGCGCAAAAAUGUGAUGGUUAGUUAGUCAGAAUUGAAUUUUGUCAAAGAUUAGUAUUUGCUUGUUUUUCUAAUCCGAUAUUGCUCAUUACGACCAAAGUGCAAAGAGACCUCAAAUUUGUUUUGAAAUUUCGUCAAACAAGAAAAUCUCUAAAAAAGAUCUAUUUUUUGGAAUCUCCUAGAAACUUUAGUUACGUGAAAAACAUUAAUGUUCUAUAAAUAUGCUCAUGAAAACUUUACAAAAUAUUUGAUUUCCUGUAACUUGACUCCAAUUUCCAACCCACUCAAACAUUUUAUCAACAAAACUUGUUAUGAAACUGCAAAUAUUCAGAAAAAUUAAAGAAAACGUACUUAGAAUCAGUAUUUUUGUUAAGUUUGAAUAAAAAAAUCUAACACGAAAUAUGAGAACUACAAAACUUAUUGAAAUUCUAAAAUUAUUUGCAACCCUAAUUAAUUUGUUUCCAGAAAUUCACCCACCAAUUCCAUCAACUCUUCACACUUUGGCGCAAUCCAAUGAUCAAGGCCUAA